This is a messenger RNA of Fusarium poae, 1344 nucleotides long. RefSeq lists its product as uncharacterized. The record is from RefSeq and is a predicted model, not a curated record. Gene Ontology annotation, molecular function: L-ornithine transmembrane transporter activity. The coding region runs from base 1 to 1344 and encodes 447 amino acids. Gene Ontology annotation, biological process: mitochondrial L-ornithine transmembrane transport. Lineage: Eukaryota; Fungi; Ascomycota; Sordariomycetes; Hypocreales; Nectriaceae. The transcript has a single exon.
AUGAACCCUCGUCAAAAUGGGGUUCCAGAUUAUGGGACCGGUAUUCUCCCGGUGAUACCUCCAGACGUGUCUUUGCCAGACCGUGAUCCACGAAGCAAUGCUGCUACCGCCGCUUCAGCAGCUGGUGUCCGCGCCCUGAGCACCCAAGUCAUUGCUUUUUACUUUCGUGCGCCUGCAAAGGCCUUUUUCAGAACACGAGUGGACUAUCUUGCCUAUGCAAGAAAUAUACACCAGGCGCAGACGCAGAUGCUAAUGAAAGCUGCUGCAAACGAUGCCUCUGCUUCAGCGUUUACUACACUUUUACGCCAAAGUUGGCUCCUACUGAGAAGUACCACACCUGGAGUUCUGACUUCAGCCAUCAGACACCAAGGAUGGAGUAUCGUACCGAACCAGAUUUUGCCACCUCUUAUUGCGAACGUUGGUGUUGGAGCAGUUUUGUAUACGAGUUAUCUCCAAAUUUUAGGACGACUCCAUGAAGAGAGCGGCCAAGCGCGGAAAAGAGUGUAUCCACCACCUCAUCCAACACAUACCUUCACAGCUGGUUUGCUUGCUGGUGGCCUUCAGAGUGUCUUAGCAGCACCUUUGGAUGCUCUUCAAGCGCGUUAUGAUCACACCGAUCUCAUGCCUAACGACGGCAGCGGUAAACCCAGGAGCAUGUGGAAAUUUGGAUGGGAAAAGCUUCGCGAAAUCGGUAUCAGGGGUAUUUUUGCAGGAUGGGGGUUGUCUCUCGCAAAGGAUAGUCUUGGAAGCGCUAUAUUCUUUAGCACAUUCGAAUACGUCAAGGCUCAGGGUUACUACCGUUUUGUUACGUGGUACUAUGGUGGCCUGGCAGAGGACAUUGUCGACGUGCUAGCUAUGAAGCGUCCUGCACACCAACAUCGUCAAGAAGAAGGCAUUAGGCUUAUCCGACCGCAUUACGCCCUCGAGCCCAUGUUCCUUCUACUCGGAGGUUUGGGUGCCUCAUUCACACAACAAAUUCUCCUCCACCCCUUGACACAUUUCCAAGUCAAGCACUGGGAUCAUCUCGAAGACCUCGACGCCAAAGCCGCCAAACUACGCGCGUCUAAAGUGGUCAAUCCAGAAAAGCCCCACCGGCGGUGGAGGAUGCUACGAGCUUACUAUCAUGCUUAUCAAGAAUCACUAGCUGUCUGUAGAACAGAGGCGGCGGCUGAAGGGCUGACCCUAACGAAAUGGCUCUACCGCGGGUUUUGGUGGAACGCAAUCCGCCAAGUGCCCAGCACGAGUGCGGGAUUGAUCAUUUUUGAGUUGAUACGGCGUAAGUACGGACUUGGACAGGAAGAAGUGAGGAUCACAAAGGGUGGAUAUGACAUUCUACUUCACUAA